Hylaeus anthracinus is the source of this 1314-nucleotide messenger RNA. Its product is annotated as gamma-glutamyl hydrolase A-like. The coding region runs from base 53 to 1018 and encodes 321 amino acids. Gene Ontology annotation, molecular function: gamma-glutamyl-peptidase activity. The record is from RefSeq and is a predicted model, not a curated record. The transcript has 9 exons. Gene Ontology annotation, biological process: tetrahydrofolylpolyglutamate metabolic process. Gene Ontology annotation, cellular component: vacuole. NCBI's taxonomy places the organism in Eukaryota, Metazoa, Arthropoda, Insecta, Hymenoptera, Colletidae.
AUUGAUCAGAACCGCGUGUCUGAUGUUUACAUGAAAAUUCGUACGUCUCACAAUGUCGACAGUAACAUCCAUACUUAUCAUUCAGUUAAUACUCGCGUUGAGUUUUUCAAUAGUUUCAACGCAACAAAGUGUAAAUAAUAGGCCUAUAAUAGGUGUCCUCGCACAAGAAGUAAGUGAAUAUGUUAAUAGAAAGUAUCCCGGGCAUCGUAGUUAUAUAGCUGCAUCGUAUGUAAAAUUUAUCGAAGGAGCGGGUGCAAGAGUUGUACCCAUUUGGAUUGGCAAAGAUAAAUCGUAUUACGAAGAUAUUAUGAGUAAAAUAAAUGGAGUCCUAUGGCCUGGUGGAGGCGCAUCCUUCAAUAAUACGAACGGAUACGCUGAUGCGGCAUACAACAUUUAUAAAAUUGCAAAACGAAAGAACAACGAGGGUGUUCACUUUCCAAUUUUCGCGAUAUGUUUAGGAUUCGAAGUGUUAACUUAUGUCACUGCAAAUCGUCGGAAUACUAGACGUAGUUGUAAUGCUGAAGAAAUAGCGAUGAAACUUGAAUUUGAGCGAGAUUAUGAAUCUAGUAAAUUGUUCAGAAACGCUCCGGCUCAUAUUAAAGACAUAUUGGCCACUAAAAAUGUAACCUUAAAUACGCACAAAUAUUGCGUUACGAAACAGGAUUUAAAAGAUGCUGGUAUAAAAGAUAAAUUCGGAGUGUUGUCUUUGAAUCAUGACAAGAACAGUAGAGUAAAGUUCAUUUCUUCCUUGGAAUCCGUUGAGUAUCCUUUUUACGGCUUACAAUUUCACCCAGAAAAGAAUCUGUACGAGUGGGUCAUUGGAAAAAGUAUUCCUCACUCGGAAAACGCUAUUCAAAUUUCGCAAUAUUUUGCCAAUUUUUUCAUUAACGAAGCACGUAAAAAUUUGCAAAAAUACCCACACGUGUCGGAAAAAUUAAUUUACAACUACCAACCGGUUUACACAGGCUUGGACGGUCUAGCCUAUGAACAGACUUAUUUCUUUGAUAAAAGUAUAUAAUAUUCUCGUAAAAUUCUAUACGCACUAAACAAGGCAAACGCGUACGUCGCACUCCCGCAUUAUGAUUUGAUAAGCAUAGCUUCUUGGAAGGUCAUCCGAGGCUCGGCAUACCACAUAUGGCUGAUUGGAUCCAUUUGCCAGCUGUGAUACUAGGUCGAUGGAAACGUGCCACUUGAGAAAAUCUCGAUGACUUCGAACUUUCUUUAUAUACAUACAUAUAGAAUAAGCUUACUUUAACACGGUGUAUCAUUUUACAAAUAUUGCAGGAAAAAAUAAAUAAAUAUUAUAUAAGCAUA